UUCUUCUUGGUAAUCAGAGCGCAGGUCUCUUCCUUCCUAUGUCGACCAGCCCUCCCUCCUCUCCCGUCGACGACGGCCUCGGCCACAUCCCCUCUGCCGAUGACCUCGCCGCGGCCGCUGCCGCCUCUGAGCGCCCACACGCCUCGCUAACCCCGGAUCUCUCCAACUCCGGCGGCCUGCCUCUCGCCACGUCCUCACCCAACCCUAUUCCCCCGAUCCCUCUUUCUGUGCCAACCACCACCCCACCUCCCGGCGGCCUUCCUCCGAGCAUCGCCGGGGUCGUCGACUUCAAGUUGGCCCUGGAUGGGACUAACUUCACUCGCUGGCGCAACUACUUCAACCUCCUCUUCGCGCGGUACCACGCGGAGACGCACGUGCAGGCCGGCGCCUCGGCGCGCCUCGCCGAUCCACAGUGGCGCGACGACGACAACACUAUCCGCCUCUGGUUCUUCUCCACGAUCGAAGGUGAUCUCCUCGACCUCGUCGCCCCGCCCGACUCCACUGCUUACACCAUUUGGCAGCGCCUUCACGAGUACUUCCUCGCCAAUGAGGCCGAGCACGCGAUGCACCUCGGCCAGGAGUUCCGGGCGUGCGUUCGCGGUGACCUCUCCAUCAGCGAGUACUGUCGCCGCCUCCAGGGCAUCGCCGCCGCCCUCGCUGACGUCCGAGAGCCGGUCACCGACCGCACCCCGACCCUGCAGAUGCUCGAUGGCGUCGGCAAGAAGUUCGAACUGCCGGCCGCCAUUAUCCAGUCCACCGUGCCGCUGCCCAAGUUCGCCCAGGCACGGUCCCGCCUCGUCCUCGCCAAGCUCGCCAUCGACAAGCGCGCACGCACCGAGGGCGCGCAGGUGCUGGCCGCGCUCCACGACGACGCCAGGGGCGCCGACGGACGCGGUGACCGCGGUGGCGGCCCUCCUGGCGGCGGUCCUUCGCCUGGCGGUAACGGCGGCCGUGGCGGUCCUCCAGGCGGCAACGGCGGCGGGCAUCCCGGCGGUGGCAACCGCGGGCGUGGCGGCCGUGGCCGUGGCGGCCGUGGCCGGGGUCGCGGUGAUCCUGCUGGCGGUGGCGGCGGACCACAGCCGUGGCUGGGCUACUUCGCCCCCAUGGGCAUGCCCUUCCCGCCGCUGCGCUCUCCGUGGAUCCCGCCCAACUCUGCGGGCGUACUCGGCCCACGUCCGGGAGCGCCCCAUCAUGUCUACUCCGCGUACACGACGGCUCCGACUCUGCCUCCACCACCUCCGUACGCCGCUGCCUCGCCCUACUCAUGGGAUGCCACCGCCAUGUUCCACGCCGCGCCAAGCCAGGGGCACGGCUACCCACCUCAGGCCGAUUGGAUCAUGGACACUGGCGCGUCCUCCCAUGUCACCGGUGACCCAGGAUCUUCACACCAAGGAGGUUCUUCUGAGGUCCAAUAGUGGUGAUGACCUCUACCACUUCUCCGGCGACCAUGGCGGCACCACACCAGCGGCGUGUGCACUUGCGACUUCGGAUCUCUGGCAUAAACGGCUCGGGCACCCGGGCUCUUCUUCUUUAGCUCAUUUCCCGUUUGAUGUUUCAUCCAAAUGUAAUAAACCCCCCAAGUCUCCCACAUGUAUUGCUUGUCAACAGGGAAAACACACCCGCCUCCCUUUCUCCACCUCGACCACCUAUACCACUGCGCCAUUUCAGCUUUUGCAUUGUGACUUGUGGACUUCUCCCAUUGUUAG
Molecule: messenger RNA, 1706 nt
Organism: Triticum aestivum (bread wheat)
Lineage: Eukaryota; Viridiplantae; Streptophyta; Magnoliopsida; Poales; Poaceae
Exons: 2
Coding region: 39-1415 (458 amino acids)
Source: RefSeq, a predicted model, not a curated record